CGCACCCCACCGCCCCUGAUCCCACCGCUCUAGACCGCCACAGCUCCCGAGCCCCGAUUCAUUGGCCGCCCCACGAUGCCCAAGCUCACGUCGACCCUGCUCACCCUCUCGGCCCUGCUCGCCGCCCUCGCCCCCGUGCCCGUCUCCGCCCACGGCUACGUCCGCAAGGUCGCGAUCGACGGCCACUUCUACGCCGGCAACUCGCCCAACAACGAGACGAUCGUCGCGUCCCCCAUCCGGCGCAUCGACGACCCGUCCCCGAUCAAGGGCGCCGCCAACGCCGCCGUCAACUGCGGCAAGAACGCCGCGAUCGCCCCCGUCGUCGCCCCCGCCAACCCGGGCAGCAUGCUCACCUUCGACUGGGCCGGCGGCGACGACGGCAACUGGCCGCACAACACCGGUCCCAUGCUCACCUACAUGGCCUCGUGCGGAAACACGACGUGCGACAGGUUCGACUCGGCGAACGCGUCCUGGUUCAAGAUCGACGAGGUCGGCAAGAAACCCGACAACCACACCUGGUUCCAGGCCGACCUCAUGCAAGGCCUCACGCACACCGUCCAGCUGCCCUCCGCGCUCUCCGCCGGCGACUACCUCGUCCGGCACGAGAUCAUCGCCCUCCACCUCGCCACCUCCAAGGGCGGCGCCGAGUUCUACGCGUCCUGCACCCAGCUCCGCGUCGGCGGGAACGGCACCGCCUCCCCGGCCUCGCUACCCGAGGGGGAGGUGGUGAAGCUCCCCGGCGCGUAUAAGGACACCGACCCGGGCAUCUUCGACCCGACCGUGUUCGACACCGGCGCGAACUACACGUUCCCCGGGCCGGACGUCGCGAAGGGGCUCGCGGCGGGCGCGAGCGCGAUCACCGCCCCGUCCAACUCGACCGCCAGCGGGCGCGAGCCCACCGUCGCCUCCGUCUCGUCCUCUGCCUCCUCCUCUGCAUCGUCGACGAAGAGCACGAAGACGGCGUCGUCGUCGUCAUCGUCCGAGACGAUGGCCCACUCGGCUCGCGCGCAGCGGUACUAUCCUCGCCGCGUGUCGCGCGUGAUGCGCGACUUGGUCGACUUUGACACCGACGGCCCGAUCAUCGCCGACCUCAAGUGGUGAACGCCGUCUUACCUCGUCGAUCCAGCCCUCACGCUCUCUCCAUGUCCCGGUCACGAACCC
Messenger RNA from Punctularia strigosozonata HHB-11173 SS5, 1161 nucleotides. RefSeq lists its product as uncharacterized. Lineage: Eukaryota; Fungi; Basidiomycota; Agaricomycetes; Corticiales; Punctulariaceae. The record is from RefSeq and is a predicted model, not a curated record. Bases 76 to 1101 code for a protein of 341 amino acids. The transcript has 2 exons.